AUGAACGCAAUCGCACAAGGCAAUACCAUCGGACCGUUAGUGUGCGGCUUCAUCGUGACGUCGCUGUCGUGGCGGUGGCACAAAUGGAUAGCUUUUAUCUUAACGGCCAUCAAUUGGACGAUCGUGCUUCUGCUGUGCCCGGAGACUCGCUAUACCCGGCCGGAAAGUGAACAAAGUAGUGCUGCGCUGUCGCAGACAGAGCAGUACAAUACGAACCAACUCACGGACCAGUUCAAUCAGGAGAAACAAGUGGGCGUCCACCAAGCAGCAGUUGAAGAGGCUCGUGUCGGAGAGACAACAAAGAAGUCUUGGAUUCAGGAGAUGAGCCUCUGGUCGGGCAUACCGAAAGGCUCUAAUAUUGUUCUGCUGUUCCUACGCCCACUUCCAUUGGUCGUGCUGCCCGUUGUCAUCUUCUCUUUCAUCACAUAUUCAGCCUCUCUGGCUUGGGUUUUAGCGAUCAACGUACUCAACCCAUUCGUUUUACAAGCACCGCCGUAUAGCUGGAAACCUGAUAUAAAUGGCCUCAUCAAUAUUCCUGGACUUAUCGGCAACCUGGUAGGCGGAUUGAUCGGAGGCUACUGUGUGGACAAGUACUGUGACUGGCGAAGCAAGAAGAACAAUGGAGUCUUCCAGCCUGAGACUCGUCUUCAUCUACUUCUCUUACCCGCUAUCGUUGUACCAGCCGGCUCUUUACUCUUCGGCUAUGGCGUAGGUGACAGACUACAUUGGACCGCGAUCUUCUUCGGCUACGGGAUGGCGACUGUGGGAUUGACCGCGGUCCCAGUAGCCACGUUCGCCUACUUCGGAGACUGUUAUCUCCCUGUCAAUGCUGAUGCUCUUCUACUCGUGAACGGACUCAAGAACAUAUUUGCUUUCGGCUUCUUAUAUGGCAUCUUACCGUGGAUUACGCAGACAGGCUACAUCAAUGCCUUCGGCACCCAGGCAGGCAUAUACGUCGCAGUCAUGUUGUUCACGAUACCGCUCGUCAUAUUCGGCCCUCACAUACGGCGCAGUACGGCUGGUUGGAGGAUCAUCCUCUCAUAA
Molecule: messenger RNA, 1044 nt
Organism: Recurvomyces mirabilis
Lineage: Eukaryota; Fungi; Ascomycota; Dothideomycetes; Mycosphaerellales; Teratosphaeriaceae
Exons: 4
Coding region: 1-1044 (347 amino acids)
Biological process (GO): transmembrane transport
Cellular component (GO): plasma membrane
Molecular function (GO): transmembrane transporter activity
Source: RefSeq, a predicted model, not a curated record